Messenger RNA from Chlorocebus sabaeus (green monkey), 9364 nucleotides. It is a transcript of the gene NT5C1A, whose product is annotated as 5'-nucleotidase, cytosolic IA. Gene Ontology annotation, biological process: nucleotide metabolic process; adenosine metabolic process. Gene Ontology annotation, cellular component: cytosol; cytoplasm. Gene Ontology annotation, molecular function: magnesium ion binding; 5'-nucleotidase activity; nucleotide binding. Lineage: Eukaryota; Metazoa; Chordata; Mammalia; Primates; Cercopithecidae. The record is from RefSeq and is a predicted model, not a curated record.
UCUCCUCUCUCCGCGCCCUUCAGCGCCUGCGAAGAACACCAUUUUCGCAAUCCCAAAUCCGCUGCAGCCCACAAACGCAGAGAGCCAGAGAGCCCUCCUCACCACCCAACCGGCUUCGGGCGUGGGUCGGUCGGGGAAGGAGAGCCCAGUUAUUCCUCAUACCGUACGGCAGUAGCAGCAGCAGCGGCAGCGACACACGGGCGACCGAGAGGGCGAGUGUUACCUCCCCCCACCCGGCGGGCGGGGAGCCCAGCUCACACGCACAGCCUCCCCGCCGCUGCCCGCCCCCUUCCCUCGCAGGGACUCGCCUCCCUCCUGCAGCCCAGCUCAGCCAGCUCCGCGUCUACGCCGCCGCCUGCUCUGGCCGGGCCGGUCAGAGCCGGAGCAUGGAACCUGGAGAGCCCCAGGAGCCCCAGGAGCCCCGCGAGCCCGGGCCAGGAGCGGAGACCGCUGCGGCCCAGGUCUGGGAGGAAGCCAAGAUUUUCUACGACAACCUCGCGCCCAAGAAGAAACCCAAAUCGCCCAAGCCUCAGAAUGCAGUCACCAUCGCUGUGUCCUCCCGAGCCUUGUUUCGCAUGGACGAGGAGCAGCGGAUCUACACGGAGCAGGGCGUGGAGGAGUAUGUGCGCUACCAGCUGGAACAUGAGAACGAGCCCUUCAGUCCCGGGCCUGCCUUCCCGUUCGUGAAGGCUCUGGAGGCUGUGAACAGGCGGCUGCGGGAGCUGUACCCCGAUAGUGAGGACGUCUUCGACAUUGUCCUCAUGACCAACAACCAUGCUCAAGUGGGUGUCCGCCUCAUCAACAGUAUCAACCACUAUGACCUGUUCAUCGAGAGGUUCUGCAUGACAGGUGGGAACAGCCCCAUCUGCUAUCUCAAGGCCUAUCACACCAACCUCUACUUGUCAGCCGAUGCGGAAAAAGUGCGAGAAGCCAUUGAUGAAGGGAUCGCAGCUGCCACCAUCUUCAGCCCCAGCAGGGACGUGGUUGUGUCCCAGAGUCAGCUGCGCGUGGCCUUCGACGGGGACGCUGUGCUCUUCUCGGACGAGUCGGAGCGCAUUGUCAAGGCCCACGGGCUGGACCGAUUCUUCGAGCAUGAGAAGGCCCACGAGAACAAACCUCUGGCUCAGGGCCCCUUAAAGGGCUUUCUGGAGGCACUGGGUAGGUUGCAGAAGAAGUUCUACUCCAAAGGCCUACGGCUGGAGUGUCCAAUUCGUACCUACUUGGUGACAGCACGCAGCGCAGCCAGUUCUGGGGCCCGGGCUCUCAAGACCCUGCGCAGCUGGGGCCUGGAGACAGAUGAAGCCUUGUUCCUCGCUGGAGCGCCCAAGGGCCCCCUCCUAGAGAAGAUCCGCCCACACAUCUUCUUUGAUGACCAGAUGUUCCAUGUGGCUGGGGCUCAGGAGAUGGGCACCGUGGCCGCCCAUGUGCCUUAUGGCGUGGCACAGACACCCCGGCGGACUGCACCUGCAAAGCAGGCCCCAGCUGCACAGUAGCUGAACCACCAGCUUUACUGAUCCACAUUGCUCCAGGCUCCCUGAAAUACUUCGACACGUCCUCUGGUAGAUCCCUCUAGUUUCUCACUGUUCUGUGCUUCUGCCUGUCUGCCCGCAUCCCUAUGAGUGAUGUACUUGUAGGAAAUUAUGCAGACGGGACUGGCAUUCUCAACAUCCCUCCUUUAGGGCAAAUUCUGUGCCACGAUCCCGAGUAGGACAGUAGGAUUGUGCAGAGUCGCUGGAUUUCAGGGGGAAGUUAAUGGGUCUGAGAGAGGGAGGGUCAGAGAAGCCAGGAUUUCUCAAAAGGGACUUAGAAUGAAAACUAACUCAAUGUGGUGGAAAGAACACUGCUAUGGGAGAGAGUGGAUCUGGCUUCUAAGCUCUGUCCUGGAAUUAACUGCAUGACUUUGGGUAAUCCCUCCCCUUCAUGGGCCCCAGUUUCCCCAUCUUUUGGGCGGUUUUCAAGCUCCCUUUUAGCCAAAGAAGCUUGGUUCUUUAAGAUCGCCCUCUUAGAAGGAAGCGUUCUAUGUCAGUGCUGCUGCUGGUAUGUAUGGCACCUUUGUGCAAAUUACAAAAGGACACUGUCUAGGUGAAUGAAGAACAAAAAGACAGCCCCUCCUCUGGCCUGACCCAGUCGCAUGCUGGGGUACACAGCUUAGUUAGCAGGAUAGAGGCUGGAUUUCACUCCCCAUGUGUCCUUCAGCUCAGAGGCCUCUGUCAAAUGGACAAAAUGCAAAAUCGCCCCCAGUAACUCUAUCUAUAAUUUUACACAUUUUGAAACCACUGGACAAGAUGACCUACCUGCUCCUGUGAUUCUCUAACCUGAAUAGUCAUCAGGGCUCAGCCCAGGAAGCAAGGGGAGUGAAUCGAACAUGCAUACAAACUCUCCUCCAGCCAGCAGGGGGCACUGCAGGCUCUUCCUGGGGAGGAACUUUAGUAGCUACCUGCUCAGUGUUUCCUUUGCUCUUGCUUUGAGCCAAAGUUCAGUUGCUCCUGCCUGCCAAGACCCUCACUUCCACCACCCUCACUCCCCCAGCUAUUGCAUCUUGUUGAACAGCUCUGCUGGUGGGGAAUGGGGCAGAGCAUCAGUGUCUACUGUUGUGGCCCCAAUUCUCGGGGAGGAAAGUGCAGUGGAUGAGGUAGGCUGUUGUCCAGGCUGAGCCUCAGGGUGAGGUGCUGCCUGGGGUGAAGUGGGAGGUGUCAGGAGGUCUGGUGUGAGACAAAGGGUACUGACAAAGUGACGCCUGGAGAGGAAGGAGCUGAAAUGUGCACCAGCAAACUUCUCCAGCCAUGGGAUUGUGAGUGGAAGGCCAGUCAGAGCUGCCUUUGGAGGUAAUGAGCUCUCCAUCACUGGAUGCUGUGCAAGGGCUUCCAGGAUGAGAUGACCUCCCCAUGAAAUGCAUCAGCGGAUCCUCCAUAUCUGCAGGAGCCCCUGCGGCCCCUUCUUCACCACUUUCAGAGAACUCUCACCACUUGAUGAGUCAGCCUCCUCCUUUGCUGAGCAUCCCCGGCUCUCUCCAAAGGGAAGGUAGAAGCACCAAUGGCUGGUCCCCAGGAAGACGGAACGGGUGAGCAGACAUCUGUGUGUGGACUGAUUGCCAGGCUUCUAGGAGGAAUCCUAGUCAUGAGCAAGCACUGUGUAAAGAAAACCAGAAGUGUCAUGAGAGGGGCAGGAGCCUGGAGGUAUGGUGGCAGGAAAUAGGGGAGGAGAGCACCCUGGGGUUUUUGAUCUUUGACCUUCUGGGGACUCAACUCAGGGUCUGAAUGGGUUCUGUGCAGUGUGGGGCAGGGUAAGAGAUGCAGAAAGAUGUUCCAGGAAGGAGAACAAAGUGAGAGGGCAGAGGUGGUUCUCAAAAUGAGCAGUGAUCUGGGCCAGAAGGGCUGGGCUGGGCUUCUGCUGUCAUUGUCAGAGGUCUCCAUGAAGCUGGUCCCAGGGAGGAAUGGUAUGACUGUGUGGAGUGACUAGGACAGACACCCACAGUGACUGCUUUAUCAGGGGACACUGGCAUUAUUGCCCCUAGAAGGGCAUAUGAUGAUGUCUUUGCACGAGGUCAUUUCCACUGCACAGCCAGAAUCCUUCUGGCUAACAGAGGAGGCCUUGGGGGCAGAAGACCAGGGUUGUCUCUACUUCCAGAGCUCCAAGCCUAGACAGAGGUACUGUGAGGGCCAAGGACAACCUCAAGGAAACAAAAAAGAAGUGAAGGAGGGAGCUGAGCCCCUGAGUCACCUUCAUUCUUGGCUGAACUGCAGAAAGGCCCUCUCCUCACUCCCAGGGGUCAGAAUCACCCCCGUGGAAGAGCCUCCAAGGCUCACAGAACUAGUGACUGCAAGAAGCCUACAAGGCCGGGCACAGCCCAGGCUCACAGCAUGGCAACAGGCUGCCUGACCAGAGUGGACCUGUGCGCUGGAGGCAGCACCACAUGUCACCUAAUUAAGAUAAACUGCAGGGAUUCUGGGACCUGUGUGGUCUUGCCCCCAGGGCCUGGUGAUGAACACCACUGAUGAUUCCAUGUCUCUCAGGAAGCAGGAAAAUAUGGUGCUGGAAGCAGAAAGAUAAGGUGCAGCAAAAGCCAUGGAUUUCACUGGAGCCAUCAUUAAUAGACACAGACAGCCCUGGGCAAUGGAGAAAACACUAAGAGUCUAAAUUCUAUUAUUGAAAUCACAAACGAGCAUCUCAGGCCUGGAAAAAAAGCUUUCAGUCGCUGGAAUAAAAAUCUGGGGUGGCAGUCUCAGGCAGCAGUUACACGGACCUUCUGAUUGUCUUAGAGGUGAGGAGGUGCCCAGGGAUGAGGAACACUGAGUGUCAUGUCACCAGGAAAUUAAAAAGCCAGGUGAGCACCAAAGUCCCAGGCCUAACCAGGGAAUGCAGCACUGAGGCGGAGCAGCCACGGCUUCUGAAACACUGGACCCCUUUAGCUGAGAGCACCACUUCCCCAACAAGCCCUGCAGAACACUGGUUCCAGGAGAUGCCUGCCAGCAAAAUCCCAGAGCCAAUGGGACUGCUGCUUAGCUGAAAACUGGAGGCCCUGUUAUGAAGCACUGAGACUGCUCAGCCAGUUGCAAAACAUCCCCCUCUUCCAUCUGAGAGCCCAAUCAGAGUAGUGGGGAUAUAUCAGAAUAUGCCAGAAAAAAACAGAAGCUAGCAAGAAGUUCAAAGCCAAGAUGGAUUUGGCAUUAUAAUGACACUCAAUUUGUGUGCACCAGUACCGCCAAACUGAUGACUAAAAUCUUGAAAUACCUCCAUACCAGUUGGUAAAUAAUGCUGCGCUGAGUCCCCUGAAUGUCUCUUCGUGGUCUCAGCUGACCCUUCCACUGUGAACGCUCCCUUUUCCCACAAUGCAGCCUCCAGGAGGCCGCAGUGGCACUAUGGCUAGUGUCUACUCUGUUUUGUGGUGUCCUGGCCAUGCUGGUUUAGGGAGGUAAAGUAACUUGCCCAAAGCCAUAGAGCUAGUAAGUGGCAGUGCUGGGACUCAAACUCAUGUCCAUCUGAUGCUAGGACCCAGGUUUUCAACCAUUUUGUCAUACUGCUCAUACAUAUGCAUGGAGAUAGCCAGAGAAGCUCCAUUCUGAGGUCUUCACUAAAGGAGUUUACUUACCCAACAGUUAGCAUGUUGAUUUCCUGCAUGGUGAAAUGCUGGAAUACAUUUGAGUGGGUGCUUUUAUUAUAACUUCCUAAACAGCUAAAAAUAAUUUAAAUUAGAGCCAAACAUUUGCAAACACCUGGAAGCACUUUCAAACAAUCCCAAGUUCUGAGAAACCCAGUGUGAAGCCCCCUGUUUCGGGCUAAUGCAGAGUUUGGCAAACUCUGGGCCCAUGGGCCAGAUCUGACCCAUCACCUGUUUUUGUAAAGAAACUCUGAUUGGGGCCAGGCGUGGUGGCUCACGCCUGUAAUCCCAGCACUUUGGGAGGCUGAGGCGGGUGGAUCACAAGUUCAAGAGAUCGAGACCAUCCUGCCCAACAUGAUGAAACCCCAUCUCUACUAAAAAUACAAAAAUUAGCUGGGUGUGGUGGCGCAUGCCGGUAGUCCCAGCUACUCAGGAGGCUGAGGCAGGAGAAUCGCUUGAACCCGGGAGGCAGAGGUUGCAGUGAACCGAGAUCACGCCGCUGCACUCCAGCCUAGCAACAGAGUGAGACUCCAUCUAAAAAGAAAAGAAAAGAAAAGAAAAAGAUAAAGAAAAGAAACUGAUUAGAACACAGCCAUGCCCAUUUGUUUACCUAUGUUUAUGACUGAUUUUUCACUGCUACAGCAGAGUUGAAUUGUUGCAACAGAGACUGCAAGCUAAAAAUAUUUACUAUCUGGCCCUUUACAGAAAAAUGGGCAGACCUCUGGGCUAAGGCAGACAGCCUGGCUGACGCCUCAGUGGGACGAGCCAGGUCACAUCCACCUAUGCAUCUGUGGGCGGAGGUUGGCUCCACUGCCAAGGGGAAGGGACAUGGGGGUUCCAUGCCCAUCUGAAGAUUCCAAGUUUUGACUAUUUUCAAGCGACCCAUGGUUCAUGAUAAUGUGCAGUUUUGUCGAUGCACGGAUUUGACUUGGGUGUGCUCUCCCAAGCUGAUGAGUGAGAGGGCAGGAGCAGGGCCCUUGGCUGGGGAUGAGCCCAGCUGGCUGUCCAGCAUGGCUUUGUAUUCCCAACUCAUUUCCUCAUGAGGCCUCUUAGGCAAUGAUGAGCCUGGUAGGUGGAUGGGCAUUAUUAGCUAAACAUGAGUUUUGGAUAGCUUGAAGUGCUCAGUGUUGAUGUCAGAGGCUCCGGGCCAACAAGGUCAUCCAUGUACUUUCUGUGAAAGCAAGAACAAGUCUGUCGUGAAGAGGGUCCCAUGAGGACUUCAGCUGGUUCAGAAGUUACUGAUCAUGGGCGAGAGAAAACUCCUGUAACAGCUGGAGCGGCAGUUUAUUGUGGCUUGAAGGCAUGUGAGCAAUAAACACAAAUACCCCUCAUAAUGGAAUUGUGGAUCAGGAGAAUUCUAGGACCCUGCAAGUUAAGAGAUUUACCAGGCUUCCGGGAUCCACAGCAAGAACGGAGAGUAUGGAAGAUGCCCCAUCUACAGCCAUCAUUGCUGUCGCUAUGCCAUCAUGAUACUCUUCUCCACCAAGCCCAGACUGGGUCUCAGAAUCUUUCCGUAUCCAGCAUUCCAGGCAGCCAUUACCAGUGGGCUGGAGCUGGUGUGAACGAUGAAACCUAUUUUGCCAUCCCUAUUGGCGUUGGGUUUUGCUAUCCAGGAGGCAUACAAGGUCCGGAAUGUUCAUCCUCUGAGGAUAUGACACAACUCUGAGGAUGUCAGAGUCUCACCUGACUCGGGUAGAACGCAAGGAGGUGGAUGAAUAGUAUGGUGUGGCUGGCAGCUUCGCGGGCCAUGGGUUUUAUCCAGUCUUAAAGCAAAACACAAAACCACCUCCUUUCUGCCAGUAGGUGGCACUGCAGGCCGGCACACAGCUGCUGGCAGUAGUCAAAUGAUUCUACCCACUGAUUUACUUUUCUCUCCUUGUGACUUAGUGCAGUGCUGGACUCUCCCCACCGUUCGCUCCAGCCAGCCAAAAACGACUUCAGGUGCUGUGGAAAUGUUUGCUAAACACGCUCGAGUGACAGCCGAUUGCUCUUGCCGACAAUUACUGUGAUUGUGUGUAUGUAUGCACACAUAUAAGUUUGUGCAACGGGAUAAAAAUCGUACACGUACAUGUAUUUAUGUGGGUGUGUGUAAUGGGCCAGAUAUCUCAGCCAACGACUGUGUGUGUGUGUGUGUACUCACUAUGUGUACAGAUGGUUAUCUCUGUUAACUGAGUGUCCUGGGACCCACAUACUGAUGGCCAGCCCUAGAAUAGCUGUACCCAUUUCCUUCAUAACAUGGGUAUUUGCAUAUGUGCAGCUUGGGGGCCAUUGAGACCAGCCCCCAACCUCUGGCCAAGAAAAUCUUGGCUCCUAACCCUCUGCCUCCUACCCCUACUCCUGAGCCUUGGGAAGGAAGUGGUCGAAUCUGUGUAAGGACAACCCUUUUGACUACACCUGCCUCAUCAUCUCCAUUUGUUUCUUCCCUCCCCCUAACAGUGCCAAGGCCAACAUGUCCAGUUGGGCAGAUUAUGCACUGCAAAAAUCUAGAGGGCGCCAUUGGUACUGUGACAUGGGUGGUACCUCUUAGACACCUGCACAACCUGCCAACUGUAUACAGAUGCCCUGGUCAUCUCAUGGCCAUGGCUAGGAAAGUUGCCUUCCUUCCCCCCCAAGCCCUGCCCAACCUAGACAAAGAUUUCUGCCUCUGCUUGAGUGUUCUAAUGUGGCCCAGAAGUGACUUACCAUUGACCUUGAUUGGGAAGUAUCUCCCUGAUGGGCCAUCCCCUAGAGGCCUUUGGAAUUCCAUUUAUAAAAGUGAAAUGUGUCUGGGAACUUUGCAGUUACUCAUCUUUGCAAAGUGAAAGCCUCUGUAAGGCAAACCAAAGCUGUGAAGACUGGGGUCACUGACUCCCACACUCCUGGCCUGUGGGUGAAUAUAUGCCUUCAUGGCCAUCUGCCACGGAAUUAGGUAAAGGCCUCAAGGCUAGUCUUGUAGCUACCUGCCGCAAAGAAGCCACCAAGAAAAUCACUGAGGUCACCCUAGACUGGAUGCCUGGGCCGGGGUCACAAACCCCAAUGCCUACAGAGGCCAAGCAGGAAACAUAAAUGAGUGGAGAGGAUUAAGCCAGGUCUUCAGUGAGAAUGGAGAACGCUGUGGUCUGCCAUGGUUGCUGCCACGUGGGAAUGUGGCCUGAGAUUGCCAGAUAGUCCACCCCAUUUUUGAAGAGAAGCUGGGAAUAUGGUCGUUUAAAUGCUGACAACUAUUUUGAAUUUAGAAAACACCAUCCGGGCCAAAUAAAACAUAUUCUGUAGGCAAGAUCAGGCCCUCGGAUCUCCAGUUUGCUUCCGCUGGCCCAGGCCCAGAGACUUGGGUUUUUAAGACCCAAGUCACUGAGAGUCUGAGGAUAUUACACUCAGAUUCUCACUGUUGGAUCUUUAAGAGACCUCAGAGAUGAUCUAGUUCAGCCUUUGUGUGUUCAAAACUGCAUAUGUACAAAGUUUUUUUUUUUUUUUUUUUUUUUUUUGAGACGGAGUCUUGCUCUGUCGCUCAGGCUGGAGUGCAGUGGCACAAUCCUGGCUCACUGCAACCUGCGCCUUCUGGGGUCAAGCAAUUCUCCUGCCUCAGCUUCCCGAGUAGCUGGGAGUACAGGUGCCCGCCAUCACGCCCAGCUAAUUUUUUGUAUUUUUAGUAGAGAUGGGGUUUCACCAUAUUGGCCAGGCUGGUCUUGAACUCCUGACCUCAGGUGAUCCGCCAGCCUCUGCCUCCCAAAGUGCUGGGAUCACAGGCGUGAGCCACCACACCUGGCCUACAAACUUCCUUAUUAAAGUAAUAGCGCAUAUAUACUUAGUUUCUGGUUUCUACUUGAGAGCAUGUCAGUAACCUCCAAUAUAGAACACGAUGAAAAAUGAAACUGUACGCAUAGUGUUGCUUGUAUCUACCUGUCAGAAGCCCUUUGCUUUGAUAGCAUUUGCUGCCUCAGUCUUCCUCAUCACCCAACCUCUCCAGGUUGUUUGUUAUGAUAAACCUAAGUGCCUCCGUAAAUGGUUAGAGCAUGUGUUUCUUCAUCUUUGUAACUCCCCUCGUCUGGGGAUAAGACUGCUUGUACUUCUUCCAGCUUUGCCCUCUUUGGCCUGCUAGUAGCACACCCCAUCGAUCCAGACCUGUCUGGCUCUUUGUAGCAUUUACCUGGUCACAUGAUAAAGGGUGCUGAGUGCUUGUCAGUGUGGGUCCCUGUCACUUCUCAUGCAUAUCCUAUAUCUUAAUUUUACCACAUGUGCUUCUGCUUCUUAAAAGCCAUUCAAAUAAAUGGAGAGCGUUUUAAUUAA